GGUUUAGCCGCGUUCGUUGAAGUGUCCACUUUGGCGGGAUUGAAAGCUCAUUGAGGCCUGCUUCCUUGUUUCGCUGGCACCAUGCAGUUUAUUAACAGAAAAAAGAGGCUUGUUCCAAACCCCAAGACUGAGCUGUAUGCACAGCCUCUGCAGUUCUAUGGACAGCCUCCUCUGGAAAACAUCUCACUCUCUGAAUUUGAGAGUUUUGCUGUUGACAGACUGAAAUUACUGAAGACGGUGGAGAAUCUAGGAGUGAGUUAUGUGAAACAUUCAGAGCAAUACUCAAAGAAAAUGGAAGCUGAGUUUAAAACACUGAACUUCCCAUACAGGACAGAAGAUGGGGCAGAGAAACGACGAAAAGACCACAUCUCACACUUCAUUCUGAGGCUGGCCUACUGUCAGACUGAAGAUCUACGACGCUGGUUUAUUCAACAAGAGGUUGAUCUCUUCAGAUACCGCUUUAAUGACCUAACUAGCAAACAGAAAUUGGACUUUCUUCACAAAAACAAUCUCCAGUACAAUACAAUUAGUGUCCAGGAGAAGAAUCAACUGAAGGAGAAACUUCUUAACUCCAGUUACAUCGUCAGUGGAGUCACUUUGGAGAAUGAGGACUUCUACAAAGUUCCUUUUCAGGAUGCCCUUGACCUGGUGCGUGCAAGGAAAGUGUACCUGAAGGACGGCUAUGCAUUCAUUCCUCAUAAUGAUAUCGUCACCAUUGUUCUCAAUGAUUUCCGCACAAGGCUUUCUAAAGCUCUUGCACUGACAGCACGCUCUCUACCAGCAGUGCAUUCUGAUGAACGCCUCCAACCGCUUCUUAACCACCUCAGCCAUUCGUAUUUGGGACAGGAUUACAGCAUCCAAAAGAAUGUUGGGAAAAUCUCCUUAGAGCAAAUUGAUUCACUUGCAGGAAAGUCCUUCCCGCUCUGUAUGAGGCAGCUUCACCAGGCCCUCAGGGAGAACCACCAUCUUCGCCACGGAGGCAGAAUGCAGUAUGGUCUCUUCCUGAAAGGCAUCGGCCUCUCUCUGGAACAGGCGCUGCAGUUCUGGAGGAUGGAGUUCAUACGAGGAAAAGUGGAUGCAGACAAGUUUGAUAAAGCAUAUGCCUACGGCAUCCGCCACAUGUUUGGCAAAGAAGGCAAGCGAGCAGACUACACUCCCUACAGCUGCAUGAAGGUGAUUUUAUCAAACCCACCCGGCCAAGGCGACUAUCAUGGUGCGCCCCUNCCAGAGCUGCUGAAACAGAAGCUUCAGUUCUACAAAGUGUCUCCCAGUGGAGUAAACCAGAUCCUGGAGCUGGUCAAAGGAAUGCAUUAUCAGCUGGCGUGCCAGAAAUACUUUGAGUUGACCCACAAUAUUGAGGAUAGUGCUUUCUCUCUCAGCCACCCCAACCAGUACUUCAUAGAGAGCCAGAAAGUUUUGGGUGGAGGGAAGGAGAUGAAGCGAGAAACAGACACAUCGCAAAGGUCACAAGAAAACCCUGCCACCAGAGGAUCCUCCGCCGCUCCAGACCCAGAGGUGAUUGAAUCCCAACAUCUGGCUGAGAUGACGGAGAACCUGGAGACUUUCUUUGAAGAUGCUUGAUUUUUUUUUUUUUUUUUAUCCUGCUUGUCUCUUGUGUAACGCUCAGAGCUCUUACUGACCUUAAUCUGUAUCAUUGGACUUGUUGAGUAAUAAAGUAAUAAAUAAAGAAUUGUUGAAUUCUU
Molecule: messenger RNA, 1703 nt
Organism: Cyprinodon variegatus (sheepshead minnow)
Lineage: Eukaryota; Metazoa; Chordata; Actinopteri; Cyprinodontiformes; Cyprinodontidae
Gene: prim2
Product: primase, DNA, polypeptide 2 (58kDa)
Exons: 14
Coding region: 82-1581 (499 amino acids)
Biological process (GO): DNA replication, synthesis of primer
Cellular component (GO): alpha DNA polymerase:primase complex
Source: RefSeq, a predicted model, not a curated record